AUGUCUGUUGACCGUAAAUUUUUGGAUAUAUUUUGGGAGUUGUCAGCAGAUGAUGAGUCUAAAAGAGUCAGUGCGGUUGAAAAACUAGUUAACGCUCUUAAGGAUAAAUCGAAUGAUGUGAAAACCACAUAUUUCACAUAUACCAGGCAGAGGCUUGUGAAAGGUCUAAAGUCGUUCGAAGAGUUUACACGGAUUAGUUUUGAAAAUUGUCUCACACGCCUUUUAAAUGAUUUUCCAUCAGAAACAUCUACUGCGGAACUGUUGCAAUCAAUGCGUGUUCAUGUAUACUCUUCAGAACCAUCUACUAAAAAUGAACGCUCAUCAGUGAAGGCAGCAUAUUUGGCUUGUCCGAGAGUACUUUGUGCAACGCACAGGAUGAAUGAGGUUGAUGAGGAAUUCACCAAAAUGAUGAUUCCUCCUAUUUUAUUGUUGACCAAAAGUGUCCAUCACAGGACAGCUGCUUACUUAACAAUAUCGGAGGUCAGCACUAAGGCACCGAAGCAUUUCUUUGAUACAGACUUAAAUGAAUUCCUUAAAGCCACGUGGAAUGAUAUGAUGUCUUCAAACACAAGCCUAACAGGUGAACUUUUACUAGUCAUACUGUCUUUCCAACAUCGUUUUAAGAAACUGAAUAUUCCACUGGUGGACUUUUCCGAGAAGAAAUACCGCCGAAAGCUUCUUUUCAGUAUUCUCCACUCUGACGAUGAUGUUAUUGUGAGAUUGAUAGAUGAAGUGGUGAAGCUCAAUAUGCUUACUGAUGUUUGGACUUCCGUAAAAGAGUCUUUAUGCUCCAACAUCAACGAUACCAAAAAUACUUUACGAUUUCUACAAAUAGUUGUCCACAUUGUGUGUAACAGUGAUGAAAAAUCUGCUGAACUGGUCAUAAGUAAGGACGUCCUUGAUAUUUUCAGCAUGCAGCUAUCGGAUUCAAAGUAUAAAUAUUUUAAUAGGGUGUCGAAUUUGUUAAAAACAAUGAUUAAGAAAGUUGUUGACUCUGUAAAUACUGACAAAUCUGUAUGUGAUUCUUCAACUUCGAAUCGGUUAUUGGAAUUGAUUGUUACUAACUGUCCUUUGUUUGAUUUCUACUGCGAUACUGGCGCUCCUAAGCUAUGCCAGAUUAUCUUCGAAUCUGCACCGUUAUCGCUGACACUUGACACUCUUCAGUUGUUUGUCAAACAACUAACGCAUGCCUUUGCUAACACUGAAAUCUAUAACACAUCGAAAGCUACAAAUGCUAAGACAGAUGAUUCUGGAUACUGUCAUUCACCUGAUACUGUUCGACUGUUUGUCAUCAAAUAUCUACAAAUCAUUAUGCAUACAAUUAUAAGAUUCAGACAUGCAGAUUCAGGAAAACUGUUUGAUGAGAUACUCAACUUUUUAUUGACGAUCGGUUUAGCCUAUUCGCAUAAAGUUGAUAUGAGCAAUUUAAAAGUACCAAUCUCUGAAACUGUUGGUAAAGCCGCUUGGUCGGCUAUAUUUAGUACACUGGAUGGCAUGAUUCUUCAGACAGCUAGCACCAGCAAGCAUUCUGAUCCACAUCAAGCAUCAAAAAAUAUCUCCAGCCUAGACGUAAUUAAACACUUUAUAACUCUCAUCAAGAAUGGGAUUUCACAAUGCUCAAAGUUUACUGGCAGCAGUGAUAAUUCUCCUCUAAAUCUGGAUUCGCUAAAACAGUGUCUUCAACUGCUACAAAAAGUCGAUUCUCAGGAUCAGUUGGAUCAGUAUAUCUUAAUUUUAUGCGCCGCUUGUUCUGUCUUCUCUUUCUCCAUGCCACAUGAAGAUACUGUGACCCUGAUUAGUGAUAUAAUCGAAUGUAGAAAAAGGCGUUUAAAGAAUGCUGUCAACGAAACUCCACAUUGGUCAGAAGUUCUUACAGACGUUAUACUAAGUGCUAUUUCUUAUCCUAUUCAGAAAGUAUUUGUAUUAACCAGUGAUCAUAAUCAUAAUACCAACAACAACGCGGAUGGAAAAUAUCCAUCCUGUUUAAAAUUAAUUGGUGAUAUCCUGAAAACGCGACCGACAAAGCGUACCAACAAUAAUUCGAAAUAUGAUGAAGGUGAUUCUGAUGAAUCAGAAACAGAAGAAGAUUUAGUUCAAUUUUCAACGAGAUUAGUACAAUCUGAUGAACAGGAGUCAAUGAUGCAGAUUAGUGAUUCAGAGGAGACAGUUGAUGAUGAUAAGGGGAAUGAUGAUGAUGAAGUGAAUCAGGAAACAAGCGGUGAUGAAAGUAAGUUUUUUUAA
Messenger RNA from Trichobilharzia szidati, 2241 nucleotides. The record is from the annotation of a GenBank genome assembly. NCBI's taxonomy places the organism in Eukaryota, Metazoa, Platyhelminthes, Trematoda, Strigeidida, Schistosomatidae.